AUUCGCUGACAGCUGUCAGGAGGGCCGAAAAAAGAAGGUGUUGAUCGAUAAUCGUAGUAAAGUGAAAAACUAAUAAAAUUAUCAAUUUAAAUAGGGCGUUUCAGUGUUAUCUAUCCUCAUUAAGGAAGUAAAAAACUGUUUUUGCUAAAAUGAUUGGUGGAUUAUUUGUGUAUAAUCACAAGGGGGAGGUAUUAAUCAGUAGGGUAUAUCGCGAUGAUAUUGGCCGUAAUGCAGUGGAUGCUUUUCGUGUCAACGUCAUCCAUGCACGGCAGCAAGUACGUUCCCCGGUAACGAAUAUUGCUCGAACAAGCUUUUUCCACAUAAAGCGUGCCAAUAUUUGGCUGGCUGCGGUUACGAAGCAAAAUGUGAACGCGGCGAUGGUAUUCGAAUUCUUAUUAAAAAUUAUCGAAGUAAUGCAAUCAUACUUUGGUAAAAUUUCCGAAGAGAACAUCAAGAAUAACUUCGUUCUAAUAUAUGAAUUGCUGGACGAGAUUCUCGAUUUCGGCUAUCCGCAGAACACGGACUCGGGCACGCUGAAGACGUUCAUCACCCAACAGGGCAUUAAAUCCGCCACCAAGGAAGAGCAGAUGCAAAUCACCUCUCAGGUGACCGGUCAGAUCGGCUGGCGGCGCGAAGGUAUAAAAUACCGUCGCAAUGAACUUUUCCUCGACGUGUUGGAGUACGUGAAUCUGCUGAUGAGCCCACAGGGGCAAGUACUUUCCGCCCAUGUUGCUGGAAAAGUGGUCAUGAAGUCGUAUCUUUCGGGCAUGCCCGAGUGUAAAUUUGGUAUUAACGACAAAAUAGUGAUGGAGUCGAAAGGUCGUGGUAUUGGGGGCAAUUCCGAGGCGGAGACUUCUCGUUCAGGCAAGCCUGUUGUAGUAAUCGACGAUUGUCAGUUUCAUCAAUGUGUCAAGUUGAGCAAAUUCGAGACAGAACACUCUAUUAGUUUUAUUCCACCCGAUGGUGAAUUCGAGCUCAUGCGCUAUCGUACUACCAAAGACAUUUCACUGCCAUUCCGAGUUAUACCGCUUGUACGAGAAGUAGGGCGAACUAAAAUGGAGGUGAAAAUCGUACUGAAGUCCAAUUUUAAACCUUCACUAUUGGGUCAGAAAAUUGAAGUAAAAAUUCCAACACCAUUGAAUACUUCGGGUGUCCAAUUGAUUUGCCUGAAAGGCAAGGCAAAAUAUAAAGCUUCGGACAAUGCAAUUGUCUGGAAGAUUAAACGGAUGGCCGGCAUGAAAGAAACACAACUUUCGGCAGAAAUCGAGUUAUUGGAGACGGACACGAAGAAAAAAUGGACACGCCCACCUAUUUCAAUGAAUUUCGAAGUACCAUUCGCGCCAUCCGGCUUUAAAGUACGCUAUUUGAAAGUAUUUGAACCAAAGCUCAAUUACUCUGACCACGAUGUUGUGAAAUGGGUGCGCUACAUAGGACGCAGUGGCCUAUAUGAAACUCGCUGUUGAACAGGUGAAGUUUAGGCGUGUAUUUUCCCGAUUUGUAUUCUCAAUCAAAUUGAAUAUCUUAUAUUCCACACUAGUUGUAAAAUGUGUGUAUAUCCUUUAUUAUCUACAUUUAUACAUACAUGUAUACGUAUUAAUCAUAUAAUUUAAUCACAUUUCCUAUUAUAUAAUCCCAACUUUCUAACGUUAUUAGAUGCACUUAUGUCUAUUCCUCAAUUUUAUACCUAUGAUAUUAUUUUGUAUUUUAUUUACAUCGUCAACGUUAAUUGUAGAAGCGUUUCUUCAUAUCGAACAAUGCUCUCACUUUACGAUUCUUAGAUUUCCCUUCUAUCUUUUGGAGCAGUUAGCAAAUUUGAACAAAUAUAACCGCUAAUUUAAUGUAGCUAAAAGCAAGGAAUAUUUUGCGGACUAAUAAGUGUCUAGAAAAUAUUAAAAAAUACGUUAUCUCUGCCAAUCUUAACUCUGUAAAAACAAACGAAUGAACAGAAUUACUUACAAAUUAUGGUUAAAAGAUAUUAAAUUUCUAACCUAUGGAUGCACAUUCCGUGUAAGCUAAAUGUAUAACUGGUUUACAGAGAAGUGGAAGUGACGCAUUGGGGUGCAAAAACAUGUGCUGACCGGAUUGCUAUUCAUAAAUAGUGAGGAGCUCAUACUAAUUCGCUCUUGUGUCUGCGUAAAUAAAUGUUAAAAUUUGCAAUAAUCAUUACACACACAUAUAUUGCUCCUAUUUCCUCUGUUGUAUGAUAAGUAUAAACAUAUAGACGUAAGAUAAUAAAUAUGAAUAAUUCAAGUACACAAAACUCGAACAUUUAGAAAUACAAUAAUUAUGUUAAAAGUGUUGAAUUUCAAAGUGAGAAAUAAAUAAUAUUCACUAA
Molecule: messenger RNA, 2335 nt
Organism: Anastrepha ludens (Mexican fruit fly)
Lineage: Eukaryota; Metazoa; Arthropoda; Insecta; Diptera; Tephritidae
Gene: AP-2mu
Product: AP-2 complex subunit mu
Exons: 3
Coding region: 150-1463 (437 amino acids)
Biological process (GO): clathrin-dependent endocytosis; intracellular protein transport
Cellular component (GO): AP-2 adaptor complex; cytoplasmic vesicle
Molecular function (GO): clathrin-cargo adaptor activity
Source: RefSeq, a predicted model, not a curated record